Hyaena hyaena (striped hyena) is the source of this 4722-nucleotide messenger RNA. RefSeq names its product forkhead box P2 (gene FOXP2). The record is from RefSeq and is a predicted model, not a curated record. Gene Ontology annotation, molecular function: DNA-binding transcription repressor activity, RNA polymerase II-specific; RNA polymerase II cis-regulatory region sequence-specific DNA binding. Gene Ontology annotation, biological process: regulation of transcription by RNA polymerase II. The coding region runs from base 627 to 2816 and encodes 729 amino acids. The transcript has 21 exons. Gene Ontology annotation, cellular component: nucleus. NCBI's taxonomy places the organism in Eukaryota, Metazoa, Chordata, Mammalia, Carnivora, Hyaenidae.
CCUCCGAGAAAGCGCGAGACACGCCGGCGCGUGCAGCUCCGCGGCGGCCGCUGCGCCCCGGCUCGAGCCCCGCGCCGCACGCAGCCUGCCCGCGAGCGCCCGUCGCGGUGAUUUAUGCGGCGGCCGCGCCUGCCGGCUGCGGCUUCCUCCGGCCCCCCCUCCCCCGCCCAGGGCGCGCCCCCCACUCGUGGCAGCAGCUGCCGGGACUCGCUCGUGGGUGUGUUGUUUGGGGGCUUCUGCCUCGGCGCCGCGGGGGCCACCUCCCGGGACGCUGCCCCGGCGUCCCAGGUCGCGAUCAAACAAAUAAUAGAAGUCUGUUGAAGCUUUGUCCUGACCUAUUCUGGAAGUAGAAGAAUACCCUGGAGAAAGAAGCAUUGUAAGCACAAAGAAUAAGACUCCUCAAUCCUGGGAGAGAGAAUUAAAGUCUAACCCUCCAAAUGGCUAUUCUAAUGUGAUGCUGGGAUUGAGUUCACCUAGUUCACUCCGUAUCAAGGUUGACUCAGAAGUCCUGUAGAAGAUCUGAAAGAAAUAAAUUUAUUGAGGAAAACCAACAUAAACUGCAUAUAAAGUAUACAGUUUGAUAAGUAUAUAUGUCUGUUAAGCAACAUCACAACAGGUAUUAAGUCAUGAUGCAGGAAUCUGCGACAGAGACAAUAAGCAACAGUUCAAUGAAUCAAAAUGGAAUGAGCACUCUAAGCAGCCAAUUAGAUGCUGGCAGCAGAGAUGGAAGAUCAAGUGGGGACACCAGUUCUGAAGUAAGCACAGUAGAACUGCUGCAUCUGCAACAACAGCAGGCUCUCCAAGCAGCAAGACAACUUCUCUUACAGCAGCAAACAAGUGGAUUGAAAUCUCCUAAGAGCAGUGAUAAACAGAGACCACUGCAGGAAUUGCUUCCAGAAACAAAAUUAUGUGUCUGUGGCCACUCUUCUGGUGAUGGGCAUCCUCACAACACAUUUGCAGUGCCUGUGUCGGUGGCCAUGAUGACUCCCCAGGUGAUCACCCCUCAGCAAAUGCAGCAGAUUCUUCAGCAGCAAGUCCUGUCCCCUCAGCAGCUCCAAGCCCUUCUCCAGCAGCAGCAGGCGGUCAUGCUGCAGCAGCAACAACUACAAGAGUUUUACAAGAAACAGCAAGAGCAGUUACAUCUUCAGCUUUUGCAGCAGCAGCAACAGCAGCAGCAGCAGCAGCAGCAGCAGCAGCAGCAGCAGCAGCAGCAACAGCAGCCGCAGCCGCCGCCACCGCCGCCGCCACAGCAUCCUGGCAAGCAGGCGAAAGAGCAGCAGCAGCAGCAGCAGCAGUUGGCCGCCCAGCAGCUUGUCUUCCAGCAGCAGCUUCUCCAGAUGCAACAACUCCAGCAGCAGCAGCAUCUGCUCAGCCUUCAGCGUCAGGGACUCAUCUCCAUCCCACCUGGCCAGGCGGCACUUCCUGUCCAGUCGCUGCCUCAAGCUGGCUUAAGUCCUGCUGAGAUUCAGCAGUUAUGGAAAGAAGUGACUGGAGUGCACAGUAUGGAAGACAAUGGCAUUAAACAUGGAGGGCUAGACCUCACUACUAACAAUUCCUCCUCGACUACCUCCUCCACCACUUCCAAAGCAUCACCACCAAUAACCCAUCAUUCCAUAGUGAAUGGACAGUCUUCAGUUCUAAGUGCAAGGCGGGACAGCUCGUCACACGAGGAGACUGGGGCUUCUCACACUCUGUAUGGCCAUGGAGUUUGCAAAUGGCCGGGCUGUGAAAGCAUUUGUGAAGAUUUUGGACAGUUUUUAAAGCACCUUAACAAUGAACAUGCUCUGGACGACCGAAGCACUGCCCAGUGUCGAGUGCAAAUGCAGGUGGUCCAACAGUUAGAAAUACAGCUUUCUAAAGAACGUGAACGUCUUCAAGCAAUGAUGACCCACUUGCACAUGCGACCCUCAGAGCCCAAACCAUCUCCCAAACCUCUAAAUCUGGUGUCUAGUGUCACCAUGUCGAAGAACAUGUUGGAGACAUCCCCACAGAGCUUACCUCAAACCCCUACCACACCAACGGCCCCAGUCACCCCGAUUACCCAGGGACCCUCAGUAAUCACCCCAGCCAGUGUGCCCAAUGUGGGAGCCAUACGAAGGCGACAUUCAGACAAAUACAACAUUCCCAUGUCAUCAGAGAUUGCCCCAAACUAUGAAUUUUAUAAAAAUGCAGAUGUCAGACCUCCAUUUACUUAUGCAACUCUCAUAAGGCAGGCUAUCAUGGAGUCAUCUGACAGGCAGUUAACACUUAAUGAAAUUUACAGCUGGUUUACACGGACAUUUGCUUACUUCAGGCGUAAUGCAGCAACUUGGAAGAAUGCAGUACGUCAUAAUCUUAGCCUGCACAAGUGUUUUGUUCGAGUAGAAAAUGUUAAAGGAGCAGUAUGGACUGUGGAUGAAGUAGAAUACCAGAAGCGAAGGUCACAAAAGAUAACAGGAAGCCCAACCUUAGUAAAAAAUAUACCUACCAGUUUAGGCUACGGAGCAGCUCUUAAUGCCAGUUUGCAGGCUGCCUUGGCAGAGAGCAGUUUGCCUUUGCUUAGUAACCCGGGACUGAUCAAUAACGCAUCCAGUGGCCUUCUGCAGGCCGUCCAUGAAGACCUCAAUGGCUCCCUGGAUCACAUUGACAGCAACGGGAACAGCAGUCCAGGCUGCUCGCCGCAGCCGCACAUACAUUCAAUCCACGUCAAGGAAGAACCAGUGAUUGCGGAGGAUGAAGACUGCCCAAUGUCCUUAGUGACAACAGCUAAUCACAGUCCAGAAUUAGAAGAUGACAGAGAGAUUGAAGAAGAGCCUUUAUCUGAAGAUCUGGAAUGAGAACUGACUUGUGAAACCUCAGCGUGAAGGGACAUAUCACUUGACCUUCAUAACCACUCCACAACCAUGAAUAUUUGACAAAUUUUUACUGUGACUAUUUAUUAAGCAUGGAUAAAGGAGACAGCCCUAAAGGAACUUAUUAAGCCAGCCCUUUGGGAUUCAGUACCAACAGGCAAAUUGCUUGUGUUCUUCCCUUCCUCUCUCUCUCUUUCUCUCUCUCUCUUUUUUUUUAGAAAAAAAGACAAAAACUGAUUUUUCUUGAAAAAAAAUAAACUUUCUUUCUAUAAUGGCUUUGCCCAUUUAAAAAAUGUGGCUCUUAAGGGUUCAUGAAAUGACUGAAUAUGAGGAUACAUGUCCUGUAGAAAGCAAACGCGCCUCAUAUACUGCCAAAAAUAGUGUUAGUUUCAUUAAUGUGAAUUUUCCAGCAUUCAGUAGUUGUAAUGUUAGAAACAAUUGCUGGUCAAGUUCAACUUGUUGCUAUUGUUUUUAAUUUGCACAGGAGUAGUAUCAGAAAUUAGUGUCACUGCUUGUAUCUAGCUGAAUUUUAAACAACAGAAUAUUAGUUUUUUAUGUUGGUGCCACCAACUGUAAAUGACAUAAGUUAGUUAUUACAAGACACAGUAAUUAGACUGUUGCAACCAUCUAAAACCUUAGGCUUCCAGUCUGUGCUGUUAGUGUUAAGAUGUAAAGUGCAAUCCUAAGCUAACAUUAUCUGUGCAAGCACCAUAGAAACAUUUGCAUAUCUGCAUAGAUCUUACAACUGUACUCUUUACCUCCUUGUGAUAAAGCUUUGUCUACCUGCAAACACAGUCAAAGGCUACAGCUGCAAACCAAAGCCAACUCUAACCAUGGCCAAGAGCUCAAGGACAGAAGCAGCCACAUGCUUUGGUCAGCCUUCUGUAACUUCAAUUAGUACAAAGGAAACUUUUCCAUGAACUACCUGCUGUUUUCUGAUGACCUCUGGGAUCUUUUCAUUUAGCCCUAAACAAAGAAUCAAAUAUGACAAAAACCACAACUAAAAAGUUAAUUCAGUCACAGAGUAAUCUUCUGAGGCCAAAAGUCCAUCUAAAUGCAAUGAAGAUUUGCUUUCAUUAAAGACAGAGGUGAGGACAAAAUCCGCAGUGGACGUUAUGAUGUGCUAGAAAGCAACAAAUGUGGAUCACUGACCAAAAUGAUUAUGUACUUGAUGCAAAUGCAGAUUGCAUAUUGUUAUAUAUAUAGUACAUUGUGUUUUUGUUUUCCCCCAUCCAGUCACUUACUUUCGGUGGUGAAUACAUGUUGUUAGAAGAUGACGUGUAUGGUCUGAAUCUUUGUUGUGUACUAUUUUUUAUAGUCUUAAGUUAUAAUGAAAAAACAAAAAGUAGGAACCAAACAUAAACGGUCUAGUAAAGCCAAAAAUUAAUUUCAUAUUGAUUUUAAAGUGAUCUAGCUGAGUUUUUACACUGAAAGCAAAGAUUAUAGCAAUUGUAGUCCAUGGUAUUUAUUUUCAGUCAAACCAAAGUUACAUAUAAUUCUGCCUCUGCUUAUACGGGAUAUUAACACUAACAAUACACUCCCUUUCAAAGACUUGCACAGGCCAAAUUGUUGGAAUGCUGGUUUUCUUGACAACUCCAAACCCCAAAACUAUGAUAAUGCAUUAUGGUGUAGUUGAAAAUAGCAUAGUCAGACGUUUGCUUAAAACCUAGAAACUUUAUGUGUUGCUUUUCAUGUGCUGUGCCAAGUCUUGAUAAUACUUUUUCCCCCAACCAAGGGACCUCAUAACCUGAUUAUGGUUAUUGCUUUACAAACAGUUUUGACAGAAGGUGGCUGCUAGAGCUUAACAUACGUACCAGUUCCAUGUGAUGGAGCCGGUUCUUGCAAACUAAGCUCAUCAUUUAUUCUUUGCUGAAGUCAGCAAAUAGAGUUA